Molecule: messenger RNA, 279 nt
Organism: Protopolystoma xenopodis
Lineage: Eukaryota; Metazoa; Platyhelminthes; Monogenea; Polystomatidea; Polystomatidae
Source: the annotation of a GenBank genome assembly
AUGGCAGAACUCACUGAUGAUGCCGACCACGAUGCCGGCGAAACGUCUGAGAAUGUACCAAAUCUUCGGUCUGAUGCUGGGAAUUAUGAUACCUACUAUGGCAGAGGACUUCGGGCAAGGUGCGUUCUAUUAAGUCUCACCAACAAUAACACUAAAAUGCAACAACGAGGUCAACCAAUUUUUAUAAAUAGAAAAGACUGCGACCAUAUCAGGGGCCACACAAUCUUGAUCUUCAUAUCUUCGAUAAAAGUGAAAAGUAAUCAUCCAAGUAUUACAUAA